Molecule: messenger RNA, 1599 nt
Organism: Knipowitschia caucasica
Lineage: Eukaryota; Metazoa; Chordata; Actinopteri; Gobiiformes; Gobiidae
Source: the annotation of a GenBank genome assembly
AUGCUAAGAAGAGAAAUUGAUGCAGACGCUAAAGGCAUGUUUGGUGCUAGAAAGAAAUUUCCUGAUUUUGUUGAGGUCGUCGAUAAUGACUUUACAGAUGACAUGUACUAUAACCAAUCCAUGUUUCCCCAUCGGACAGACAAAGAUAUGCUGUCCUCACCCUCACCGUCAUCAUCGAACCAGCUGUCUCAGCUCGGUGCAAAUUUGUACAACGCACAAACAGGUGCACUUGGCUUCUCGGUAAGGGGUAUGGGAAACAACACACCUCAGUUAAACCGAAAUCUUACUCAAGGCAACCAGUUACCAAGUCAUAUUACCCCCACAACAGGGGUCCCAACCAUGUCGCUUCAUACACCUCCAUCACCAAGCAGGGGGACUUUGCCAAUGAACAGGAACAUGCUAAAUCACUCACAAGUUGGCCUUGGGAUCAGUGGCAGAACCAACAGUAUGAGCAGCUCUGGACUUGGAAGCCCGAACCGCAGCUCACCAAGUAUCAUCUGUAUGCCCAAACAACAACCAGCCCGCCAAGCUUUCACCAUCAACAGCAUGUCCGGCUUCGGAAUGAACCGAAAUCAAGCAUUUGGAAUGAACAAUUCGUUAUCAGGGAGCAUCUUUAACGGCACAGAUGGAAGUGAAAACAUUACAGGGCUGGAUCUGUCUGAUUUCCCUGCAUUGGCAGAUCGGAGUAGAAGGGAAGGGACUGGAAACCCAUCGGCAGUGCUCAGCCAGUUGUCUAGUCGGGCUCCUUAUGUUGGCAUGGUGACAAAGCCAUCGACUGAUCAAACACAAGAUUUUUCUAUCCACAACGAGGACUUCCCAGCACUUCCUGGUCCAAAUUAUAAGGACCCCUCGCUAAACAACGAUGACAACAAAAAUAAUUUAAAUGUGACGACCAAGAACACAUGUAACACAGAUGGACCAAAGUUUCCUGGAGACAAACCUGUGUCGGUUCAGAAUAACAAUAACCAGAAGAAAGGAAUUCAGGUGUUGCCUGAUGGUCGGGUGACAAACAUUCCUGCAGGCAUGGUAACAGACCAAUUUGGAAUGAUCGGCCUGCUGACUUUCAUCCGUGCUGCUGAGACAGAUCCAGGCAUGGUUCAUCUGGCUUUAGGAAGUGACCUCACAACUCUUGGGCUUAACCUGAACUCACCUGAAAAUCUAUACCCAAAGUUUGCCUCUCCGUGGGCAUCAGCACCGUGUAGACCUCAGGACAUCGAUUUCCAUGUCCCAUCAGAGUACUUAACCAACAUCCACAUAAGAGACAAGUUGGCUGCUAUUAAACUGGCUCGAUAUGGAGAGGACCUGUUGUUCUAUCUGUACUACAUGAACGGCGGAGACCUGCUACAGCUUCUGGCAGCAGUGGAGCUUUUCAAUCGGGACUGGCGGUACCACAAAGAAGAACGGGUUUGGAUAACAAGAGCACCUGGCAUGGAGCCCACUUUGAAGACCAACGCUUAUGAAAGAGGAACAUACUAUUUCUUUGAUUGUCUUAACUGGAGAAAAGUAGCCAAAGAGUUUCAUUUAGAAUAUGACAAGCUUGAAGAGAGACCUCAUGUGCCAACAACAUUCAAUUACAACCCAGCACAGCAGGCCUUCUAA